AUGAAUCCGAAUGGACAUUUGAUGCCCUCUGCUUUCCUUUUCUUCAGUACUUACCUUCAUUUCUUCUUGCACUCUUUUCAUCAACGUUCCUUACAACGCACAUUACAUACAAUUUUUUUUGCAAAAUAUCACCACGUUAUUGCAACGUCGACGGGGAUGGGUACUUUAACUUGA
This is a messenger RNA of Laccaria bicolor S238N-H82, 174 nucleotides long. RefSeq lists its product as uncharacterized. The transcript has a single exon. NCBI's taxonomy places the organism in Eukaryota, Fungi, Basidiomycota, Agaricomycetes, Agaricales, Hydnangiaceae. The record is from RefSeq and is a predicted model, not a curated record. The coding region runs from base 1 to 174 and encodes 57 amino acids.